Elgaria multicarinata webbii is the source of this 861-nucleotide messenger RNA. RefSeq names its product proproteinase E-like. The coding region runs from base 1 to 810 and encodes 269 amino acids. The record is from RefSeq and is a predicted model, not a curated record. The transcript has 8 exons. Gene Ontology annotation, biological process: proteolysis. Lineage: Eukaryota; Metazoa; Chordata; Lepidosauria; Squamata; Anguidae. Gene Ontology annotation, molecular function: serine-type endopeptidase activity.
AUGUGGACGAUCCUUGUCACACUUUUGCUGGCAGCCGAAGCUCAUGGCUGCGGACAGCCCACCUACUCCCCAUUGACGAGGGUGGCGAACGGGGAGGACGCAAUCCCUUACAGUUGGCCCUGGCAAGUCUCCUUACAGUACCAGAGAGGAGACGGGUACGCUCACUACUGUGGGGGGACCCUCAUUGCCCCCAACUGGGUCAUGACCGCCGCACAUGGCAUCGUGAAAGGCUUCCAGUACAGAGUGGUACUGGGCGAAUACGACUUGAUCAGGGCGGAAGGUCCUGAGCAGCACAUCCCUGUGAACCCAGGCGACAUCUUCGUGCACCCUGGCUGGAAUGAGAGUUGUGUGCCUUGCGGGAAUGACAUCGCCCUGAUCAAGCUGCCUCACAGUGCAGAGCUAAACGAUAAGGUGCAACUGGGAUGCAUCCCACCCUCAGGAAAGGCUCUCCAGAAUGUCUAUCCAUGCUACAUCAGCGGCUGGGGGAGCCUUUACUUCGGCGGACCGGUCCUGGACAAGCUGCAGCAGGCCCUGCUCCCGACGGUGGACUAUGAACACUGCUCCCGACUCGACUGGUGGGGACUCACCGUGAAGGAGACCAUGAUUUGUGCCGGUUGGGGCUACCGGGCCGGCUGCAGUGGUGACUCUGGAGGCCCCCUCAAUUGCCAAGCUUCGGAUGGGAGGUGGUACGUCCAUGGGGUUACCAGCUUUGUCUGUGGCUGUGGGUGUGACACCCUGAAGAAACCCACCGUCUUCACCCGCGUCUCCGCUUUCAACUCCUGGAUUGAAGAGACCAUGGCCACCCAUUAAUGCGAUGCUGCAACUCCUCCACCCUGACGGGACUCUCUGCCUGUCCCAAGA